Molecule: messenger RNA, 888 nt
Organism: Penicillium argentinense
Lineage: Eukaryota; Fungi; Ascomycota; Eurotiomycetes; Eurotiales; Aspergillaceae
Exons: 4
Coding region: 1-888 (295 amino acids)
Source: RefSeq, a predicted model, not a curated record
AUGUUUUUCCCAAUGGCUUCGCUCGACCAAAGCAGAGGCCAAUUCAAAGUGCUCAUCGCCGGUGGCAGUCUCAUUUUGUACCGCAGCUGGGAGGCCAUUAGGAUUCUAGAGCAACUGGGUGUGUGGGAAAACAUCGCGAAGCAGGUUAUUCCUCUGCAAGGUCGAAACCACUACAACGCCGAAGGUUAUUCUUUUGAAGGUUCGCAUGUUCUCGUUGAGAUGAAUGACAUUCUCAAGCGUCCCAUUAUUUUCGUGGAACGACGCAAGGCUCUAGAGGCUCUAUACCACAAUGUGAAAGAUAAUUUAAAGUUACACGCUCAAAUCCCUGUUCUUGCAUACGUGGAGGAAGAUGAAAUAAUUAUCACUACCGAUGAUGCAUUUACAAGCGAGUACAAUUGUAUCUUUGCUGUUUCCAAAAAUGGCCUCGAAAAGCUUUUGUUGCCUGAUGCGAUGGUUCACAACGUUUACCACGACAAUUACUCUGCAAUUGCAGCCGCUGGUGUCUCGGGUCUUGUGUUUUGGUUUCUUUUUGCGAAGAGCGCCAAAUGGACAAGGAUUCCUCAGUGUCCACAACACACAGAUGACGAUGCAGAGGCAUGUAUUCGGGAAUACGGGAGCUCUCCAGUGGGUCCUGUGUACACUGUGAAGGACCUCUGCGAUGCUCGCGUGAAAGCUACCAUCGUACCCAUAGAGGAAGGUACAAUCAAAAAGUGGAGUCAUAAUCGGGUGGUUCUCAUUGGCGAUUCAUUUCAUAAGGUUGGGCCCCCUGCCAAGCAUGAAUCAGCUGAUUCCGCCGGAGAAUCGAGCGUACAUCUCAUCUCUGCAGUGUACAAUCAACCCCGGUCUCGGUGGGAACUUGGGCAUAUGAGGGAAUUGCUCAUUCCAUGA